Juglans regia (Persian walnut) is the source of this 1488-nucleotide messenger RNA. RefSeq lists its product as uncharacterized. Lineage: Eukaryota; Viridiplantae; Streptophyta; Magnoliopsida; Fagales; Juglandaceae. Bases 54 to 1082 code for a protein of 342 amino acids. The record is from RefSeq and is a predicted model, not a curated record. The transcript is spliced from 2 exons.
UGCAACUCUGAUAUGGUAUCCAAAGCCUCUCGACCACUAGUCAUUCUGAUUUCAUGGCCAUUUGCUCUGCACCCCUGAUUCCCCCUCCCAACCCUUCCCUUGCUUCGUCCUUUUCCAGUAUCGUUUCCAUAAAGUUAACCACAGAUAAUUACCCUCUAUGGAAGGUACAGAUCAGCGCCUACCUGAAAGGUCAAGAUCUCUACAAGUAUGUCGAUGGGUUUUUUCCUUGCCCACCUAAGUUCCUAUCUAUUCAAACAACCACUCCAACCAUUAAUUCAAGCUUCACUUACUGGAAAAGAACGGAUCAACUUGUUCUUAGCAUUUUAUUCUCUUCCCUUUCGGACUCUGUUGUAGGACAUUUUCUUUUUGUCAUCACGUCUAGCAACUUAUGGCAUUCUCUGGCUUCCAUGUUCACUUUGUACUCACAUGCAAAGCAAUUUCAAGUGCAAUUUCAACUUGCAAAUUUAUCUCGUGGCGACAUAGCCAUCACAGAAUAUUUUGGCAAAGUUCGUGCUCUAGCAGACAUUUUAGCAAUCUCUGGUAAUCCCUUACCUGAUCAAGAUUUUGUUACCUAUCUACUUACUGGUCUUGGUUCAGCUUAUGAGUCAUUCAUAACUUCUAUCACCACACGGGCUGAACCCAUCUCUUCACAUGAAUUAUUUCAACUGCUGCUUGUACAUGAAAAUCGUAUUGCUCAUGCUGCGCGGCCUUACAAUCAAGUUGAGCUUUCAGCUCACUUUACUACCACUGGAAGCCGAGAUCAGCGUGGCAGAGGUUUCACGCGAGGAGGUCGACAUGGUCGCAAUGGAAGAGGUCGCAUAAACAAUCCCUUAAGAGGAGGUUGCAACACUCACUCUGCUUUUUUCCCUAUACCCAGUCUCAGAAUGCAACCUCCAGGCCUCACUGUCAAGUAUGCCAAAAUUAUGGGCAUGUUACAUUACAAUGCUAUCAUCGGUUUGACCACUCUUACCAGUAUGAAGCACCACCUUCCCUUUCUGCAAAUCUCACAACCUCAAACACCCACCCUGAUGUCAGCUGGUACCCAGAUUCAGGGGCAACUCACCACAUCACUACUGACUUGAAUAAUCUCAGUCUCUUUUCAAAACCCUAUCAGGGUGGUGAACAGAUCCGAGUGGGUGAUGGUUUGGCUCUCCCUAUACAGAACAUUGGACACAUUGACGGGAACGCUACUCCUCACAGGUCCUACCCGUAAUGGGCUCUAUCUUUUUCCCUCUACGUCGGCUUCAUCUUCAUCACCUUCAACUCAUAUCGGCGAGAGGACUUCCAUGGCUCAGUGGCAUCUUCGGUUGGGUCAUCCGUCCCUUACUUUAGUUUCUCGUGUUUUGCAUCACAAUCGUUUGACGUUUCUCCCCACAGACAACACCUUCCAGUGCUCAGCGUGUCGCUUGGCCAAAAGUCAUCAGCUACCCUUUCACAGUAAUCGGGCUCAGGCAACAAAGCCUUUGGACUUAUGUGCGGAUUUGUGGG